UGCUGACAUGACAGGCAGAAAGCUGGCAGGCCCUUCCCUAGGAAGACGGAUCUCCUGAUACAGACAGUGGGGCCCAAGCCCUCGGAUUGGCCUAAAACAGGGUGUGUUUUUCCCACCGGCUGGGCCUUGGCAUCCUGUCAAACUGCCUUCACACCCAGCCGUUAAAAGAACAACGACCGCGGGACUCAGUGUGCUGGAGGAAGCAACCAUGCAGGUGCUGACCAAACGCUACCCCAAGAACUGCCUGCUGAACGUCAUGGACCGGUACUCGGCCGUGGUGCAGAACAUGGAGCAGGUGGUGAUGUUCCCCAGCCUCCUGCAGGACGUGAAGCUGAGUGCGCAGGCUGGGCCCCCCAGUCUCUACAACUACUUCAACAUGCUCAAGGCCAUCCGCACAGAUGUGGACCACGGGCUGCUGCCCCGGGAGGAGUGGCAGGUCAAGGUGGCCGAUGGUAAAACCACUGUGACUGAGAAUGAAGCUGCAGAGAUGGAGGAGAGCGAGGAGGAGGUCUUGGGGCAGCUGGACCUAGAAGCCCAGUUCCACCUGCACUACACUAGCCUUCAUCACAUCCUCACCCACCUCACCUUGAAAGCCGAGGAGCUGACGAGAGUAUACCAGGAAAUAACAGGACAGGCCGUGUAGGCCUCAGACUCUAGGGAAGACUCUGUGAUGAGGACUUGGAGCAACUCACUGGCCCUGAUGAUGAGACCAGAAAGGCUAGACCUAUGGCUGGAAGUGAGGUGACGCGGUUCUCUGAGAUGCUUCCCUACCCCUCUCCGAACACCAGUUUUGGACUCGUCACUGGGUCACCACCUUUAGGAUGCCUGUUGCUAUUCGUAACUCCCACUCACCUCUUACCAGCUUGGGGUCAUGGUCAGUGGUUUGUGAGGGACUAGAUGUUACCUAGCCAAUGUGGUACAGUAGGAAGAAUAUAGGUUUUAGCAUGUGACUCUUAGCGCAUAUUCAAUGUGACCUUGGGCAAGUUAUUUAACCAGUUGGACCCUAAAUUUCAUGACCCAUAAAACGGGGAUAUUGUGUGCCUCACAAAGUUGUUCUAGAAAUUAAACAAGAUACAAUCAAAAGCA
Molecule: messenger RNA, 1086 nt
Organism: Phyllostomus hastatus (greater spear-nosed bat)
Lineage: Eukaryota; Metazoa; Chordata; Mammalia; Chiroptera; Phyllostomidae
Gene: THRSP
Product: thyroid hormone responsive
Exons: 2
Coding region: 209-643 (144 amino acids)
Biological process (GO): regulation of lipid biosynthetic process
Cellular component (GO): cytosol
Source: RefSeq, a predicted model, not a curated record